AUGGUCAUCUGGAAGCACUCCUUUCUUCCUUAUGGCUCUCGUUUAGUGAUGGGGGAUUACAAGAAGAAACUGUUAAUCCUUAGUUUGUGCCGUGUGACCGACCAGGAAGGUGCUGAAGGGUGUGACGUCACGGUGGGAAGAGGGAAGCAGCAAAUCUCGCGUAAUCACGCAACCACCACCCAUGUGUCCCCCUCUCCCGACUUGAGUGGCCUGAGCCCAGAGGAGAUUGCCAUUCUCAAAGAUGUUUUCCGACGGCAAGAAGAGUUUGAACGACAGGAGCACGUGAGGGUCAGGCAAAUCUCGAUCGACGUCGAGAAGUACGAGAAGACAGUCCAGAGACAGGCCAGCACACAAGGACCGGUCAAGCACGUGGAUCUCCGUCUAUGCCGACUGUGCUACAAGACAAAGUUUGCUGAUGGCAUCGGGCGUCUGUGCACAGACUGCCACAAGCGGGUGUGCAACUCGUGUGGCACAUUCUCCAGUCCCAGGUGGGACCCCAAACGGAAAAGGAACGAUCGAGGAAGAUGGCACUGUAACAUGUGCUUACUUAGGAGGGAGGCACUUUGCCGAACCGGAAGUUGGUACCACGGGGAAAGCUUUCAGGAAGGAACAAAUGAUGACGUGAUCGAGAAAUUCAAAACUUCUGUUUCCAUGGAAAUGGAACCCGAUAACUGCGACCAAAAGGACGCAUAUGACAAUGAUGGCGAGAAGAUUCCCUCCGGAAACCGGACAGAUCCUGAAUUGUACCGCUCCGGUGACACGCCUGCCGAACAGGUCCAGUCUUCCGGCCGGAAACAUCGCAGAAGGAGUCUUCCGGUAACUCACGUGAUAAGACCGGGAGAAGACGAGGACGACGAUGAAGCAGACGAGAAUGGUCACCAUUGGUUGCAGGAGAGGCGGAUGUUACGUCAGAAGCGCCAGUUACGUCGGUUACGGAGACGUAACAUGCCAGACAGCAGAACAUCGGACGAACUUUGCGCCAUGUUGACAUCGGAAGGGUCGCAACAAAACGAUGAAAACUCCCGUGAGGCGUACUCAGACCCUGACAGAAGUGAUAGAGCCCCUAGUGUACGCAUUCGCAAACGUAGAGCCUCUAGAAUCAGCAUCAAAGACCGAGGAAAAUCUCAGUCAGUUGCCACGGCGAUUGAUUAUUCCACAGAAUCCACCAGUGAUGUGUCUUAUGCAACGAAGGAAAGCAAUGUUUCGGAUGGAGCUUGUUCACCAACGCUUAUUAAUAAGAUCAAGCGACAAAACGCUGUGUACUGUAGCAGUUCUUCCAGUGUGCUCUCCGACACUAAGCAUUCAGAUACUCAGGGUGGUGCAACCAGUCCCCUCCCCUUCAGGAACAACAGGGAGUCCAUAUCGCGGAGUCCGGUCCAUGGAGCCAAGGAGAAGUUCGUCAGUCCCAACAGAUCGGAGAUCCUGAACAGGCGUGCCACGUUACAGAAGUGUGAACUCAUUCAACCAUGUGACGACGCUACGGUUCGGAGACUUGGUACUCUGAAGACGCUCAAGCCCCAUGAGGUGAUUCUACAUCGAGACAAGGGUGAUCGAAGCCACAGAACUGGCGGUCUGGGCAUGCGUGUAGUAGGCGGAAAAGACUGCGACAAUGGAACCCUGGGAGCCUUCGUUGUCAUGGUAACCAAAGGAGGCCCCGCUGAUAUGCAAGGUCGAAUACGAAUCGGUGAUCAAAUUAUCGAGUGGAAUGGUGUCUCGCUGACGAACGUCACGUUUGAAGAAACACGUGACAUCGUCAACAGAUCGGGGAACGUCGUCCAACUCAAAGUAAUCCAUAGGCAUAUAAAGAAAAGGUUGUCUGAAGAAUCCGAAACCCCGAGGGUUACUAGAAUUGAAUCUGUAGACUGGGCAAUGUGUUCUAACCUAGUUACCUCCCUUCCCCCUGAUAGUCUCCCCUCGCGACCUAGACGAAGAAUGCUGCCCAAAACACCGAUUGAGAUGAAGAAGGAGACGCGGCGCAUCACAGGCCGCAUCCUUACCCGCAUCAACUACCUCCCUUCAACGGAACGGCUGGAGAUCUCCAUACUAAGAGCUGAGCAAUUAUCGCUUCCAGACAGCUCUCAACAGAGAGUGCCGAACCCUUUGGUGCUAGUUUACAUGCUUCCCGAGAGAAGGGUGGUGCCAUUCAAGGAGACAGAAGUGAAACAAAACACGAGAAAUCCGGAGUGGAAUAAAACGUUCUACUUCCACAACAUUUCAGAAGAUCAGCUGCUGCAGAAGGCUAUUGAGAUCACAGUGUGGAGCCAGGCUGAGAAGGAAGACAUAUUCCUUGGAGAGAUCCUUCUUGACCUCAGUGAUGCUGAUCUGGAGUACGAUGCUCUGUGGUACAACCUUGAGGACCACGAUGAGAACAGUUCCCCCCUCCCAGAGCGGAAGCGUCCAGUAGAGAUACCUGACACUAUCCUAACAACGGCAGACACUACGAAUGAGCACAGUCCGUCUACUUCUCCCAAUUUUCCCCACAGGUCACUUCCUGUGUCCCCUAAUGACCACCAUAGUCCAAAGUCGCCCUUUAAACGCUCUCCUAGUGCAGACCGCAAGAGUCCGUGUUUGAGCCCACCAAGGUCGCCAACAAACCAGAGUGACAGCAGCUUCCAGUCAGGUCACAGAAACAGCUUCACCAGCAAGGUCAGAAGGAAGAUGUCCUGUGCUGUGUCCAAGGUGUCUUCCUCGCUGUCUGUCUCAGAGAAGAGGGACUCGGUUCUGUCUGACGAUACAAGCCCCGGGGAGAUGGGACGCAGUAGAAGUUUCGGGGAUGAUUCUCGGGACCCGAGCCCAAACAGACCCCGUAGUAGAAAGGCAUCUUCAUCCAAAUCAGGUGCUUAUGCCGCUGGCAAUCUCUGCACGCUACGUUUCCUUCACAGAUCACCCGGAGUACAGACAAGCCCGGUUAUGUUCCACAAACUAAAGGGACCGUCCCAAAUUGACCUCCCUUUGACACCAGAUCGACCAGCUCCAGAGGGGGAUGACAUCACGUCGUCCCUAGGUCCGGGUCAGGUGCCCCCGAAACCAUCCGCUGAAAAUCUUGUCUGUGGUGAUAUCGGCCUCGGCUUUGCAGUUUCAAAAGGUCAGCUCGAAGUCAAUGUCAUCAGCGCCCGGAAUCUGAUAAAGACAGAAACUCCCCUUCCAACUGACACUUACGUGAAGACCUACCUUGUGGAAGGGAAGAAGAUAAUACAGAAGAAGAAGACCCAGGUUGUGAAAGGAGGAGGUGACCUGGUCUUCAAGAAGCAGAUCAAGUACUCCGCGUGUAAUGUGCACGGGCGACACAUGAAGGUAAACGUCUGGGAGAGGAUAAAGGGAUUUGACAAGAAGAAGCAGUGCCUAGGGGAGACCAUCGUCAGACUGGACAGCCUUGACCUUAGCAGACACAACACUGGCUGGUACAAGAUGUUCACUAUGAAUUCAACAGACCUCGGCUCUAAUGAGUCUCUGUAUCACUGGUGAAAAAGUAUACUGACUUUGACUCGACUCAUCUCCACAUUGGAUAUAAUAGGGGCCGGCUAAAAUGAUAAAAGGGAGGGGACCGUAUUGCUAAGAAAUCGGGUGCCUUGGUAAGCAAGGGCAAGGUGUCCAAUACACCCAAGUGACAGUGAUGAAGAUGUGUUUUCAGGACCAUAGUAUUUGGUAUGACAAUAUUCCGAGGAUAGCAGGUAACAAGGUUCCAAAGCGUGCCUGUGUUAGUGAGGAAGAUAUGUUUGCUGAAUCAUCUGGUUUAGUAUUAUAGUAGCAAGAUUUUCCGUGGAUACAAUGGACCAUGGCUCCAAGGCGAGCCUAUGCCAAUAGUGCUAUUGCUGCUGGACUAUCUGAUACGUAAUAGCUCGAUCCUCACUGAAUGACACAGGAGAACAUUCAGGCACGUCCCUGUGUCCACGAGGAAGAUGGAGACACAGUCAAUGACACAGUUCAUGACAUCAGUGAUGAAGAUUUGUUGCCGGA
Messenger RNA from Haliotis rubra (blacklip abalone), 3957 nucleotides. Its product is annotated as regulating synaptic membrane exocytosis protein 1-like. Gene Ontology annotation, biological process: positive regulation of synaptic transmission; regulation of membrane potential; intracellular protein transport. Gene Ontology annotation, molecular function: small GTPase binding; transmembrane transporter binding. NCBI's taxonomy places the organism in Eukaryota, Metazoa, Mollusca, Gastropoda, Lepetellida, Haliotidae. Bases 1 to 3465 code for a protein of 1154 amino acids. The transcript has 20 exons. The record is from RefSeq and is a predicted model, not a curated record. Gene Ontology annotation, cellular component: cytoskeleton of presynaptic active zone; presynaptic membrane.